This is a messenger RNA of Neoarthrinium moseri, 1338 nucleotides long. RefSeq lists its product as uncharacterized. The transcript is spliced from 2 exons. The record is from RefSeq and is a predicted model, not a curated record. Lineage: Eukaryota; Fungi; Ascomycota; Sordariomycetes; Amphisphaeriales; Apiosporaceae. Bases 1 to 1338 code for a protein of 445 amino acids.
AUGCUUCGGAGCACGCGACCUCUGUUGGCAGGCUCCACGAGAGCUGUUGCCCGACAGAGGAUAACGACGACUCCAUCACGCCAAGCGCAACGCCAUGCUGCAUACUUCACCUCGCCGCCCAGCCCCAGGAUAGCCGCUUCUCUUCCCAUUGCGUCGCGCAUUCUCCCCCUCACACACAAAACAGCCUAUGCUACCAAGCCUCCGGGCCAGAUGCAGUCGGGCCGCGACCCUGAAGAGGAGAAGAAAUGGGCCGAGCAAAAGCUCAAGCCGCACCCGGAGUCUGUCUCGUCCGAGUCCAGCGUACGCCACCUGUUGGAGACUGGCAAGGAGAAGCCUCGGUCUGAAGCUACACCCGUCGCCGAGGGCAUAAAACACGACUUGGGUCUCGUGAAAGAAACGUUUGCUCUCAACACCGUCCCCAAGGAGUCUUAUGUCCUGGGCCUCGCCGGAACGAUCCCGUACCUUGCGACAUCAGCCAGCACCCUGUACCUGUCGUGGGCUUUGAACACAGACUGGCCGACCUCGUCGAGCUUCCUCAACGGCAUACUCAUGGACCACGACUCUGCGCGAUACUGGCUAGGCGUUAUUGAGCCUAUCCAGCUGGGCUACGGAGCGGUCAUCAUCAGCUUCCUUGGCGCCAUCCACUGGGGCUUGGAGUAUGCCGAGAAGACGCCCAGCUACGACCGCACCCGCUUCCGCUACGGCCUCGGCCUGCUCGCGUCCGUCGUUGCUUGGCCCACCCUUUUCAUCCCCUGGCAGUUCGGUCUGACCUCGCAGUUUGCCGCCUUUGUGGGCUUGUAUUUUGCGGACUCGCGCGCCGCCGUCAGGGGUUGGGUGCCGUCGUGGUAUGCCUCUUACCGGUUCGUCCUGACCGCCAUCGUCGGCCUCGCCAUCAUGCUUAGUCUUAUCGGCCGCAUGAAGAUCGGACCAGACGCGCCCCGCCUGACCGGCCUCAGCGAGAAGUUCCACGCAACCAAUGGCGAGGAGGAGUACAGUGACAAAUGGGCAAAAGCUGAGGAGGAAGAGAAGGUGAAGAGAAAGAAGGCAAAACAGGAGGAGGAGAAGAGAAAGGCCAAGGAGGAGGCAGAGCAGAAAAAGAAGGAAGAGGCCGAGAAGAAAAAGAAGAAGACGGGCGGUAAGGAUGACAAGGUCGCUAAGGAAGGUGAGGGUGAUAAUGCUGGCGAAGGUAAGGACGAGGGAAAGGAGGAGAAGAGUGAUGGCAAGGAUGGAAGCUCCAAUGAGGACGAGGCCGACGACAAGAAGAAGGAUGAGGCCGAUGGCAAGAAGAAAGACGCGGCCGGUGACGACAAGAAGGAUGGUGGUGGAGAUGAGAAAUGA